Molecule: messenger RNA, 537 nt
Organism: Varanus komodoensis (Komodo dragon)
Lineage: Eukaryota; Metazoa; Chordata; Lepidosauria; Squamata; Varanidae
Product: cytochrome b-c1 complex subunit 10
Exons: 3
Coding region: 102-272 (56 amino acids)
Biological process (GO): mitochondrial electron transport, ubiquinol to cytochrome c
Cellular component (GO): mitochondrial inner membrane
Source: RefSeq, a predicted model, not a curated record
ACGGCGGAGCGCGUCGCGGAGGCGGAGCUCGGCUUCGGGAAAAGCCCGUACGGCGGAGUGCGCAUGCGUGUGGGGAAGGUGACUUUCAGGGGGGCAGCGCGAUGCUCAGCAAGCUCGUGGCGCCGCGCUACCGGCAGCAGUUGCGCAACUGGAUGCCUUCAAUGGCCACGUGGUGCUCAGUGGGCGUUGUGGGGAUGAUAUGGGUCACAGACUGGAAACUGAUCCUCAAUUAUGUCCCCUGGAUCAACGGCAAGUUCAGAACAGAUAACUGAGCGGGGCCAGGAUGCUUUCACUCUGACCAGCUCCUUUAGCUCGUGAGACUUUCAAAACACCUGGUGCCAACUUCUGUGAGAUGGAGUGAUCGCUUCACAUCUUACUGUUCAAGAAGGGAAUAAACCUUGCAAGAUGGUCCUGUGAAAACAAGAAAACUUUUUGCAGCAUGUGGGCCUGUGCAGAACUGUAGAAUGUUGUUUGUCCCUGUUUGAUGUGAUGGGUUUCACCCAGGAAGUUGGCCAAUUAAAGUGAUCCAAAUACAAA